Messenger RNA from Penicillium concentricum, 366 nucleotides. RefSeq lists its product as uncharacterized. The transcript has 3 exons. NCBI's taxonomy places the organism in Eukaryota, Fungi, Ascomycota, Eurotiomycetes, Eurotiales, Aspergillaceae. The record is from RefSeq and is a predicted model, not a curated record. Bases 1 to 366 code for a protein of 121 amino acids.
AUGAAAGUCUUCACACCAAUGUUCGUGUUGAUGGCAUUCUCUACCUCCCAGGCAAUUGCUGCACCUACAGCAGAGGCUACAGAUCUAGAGAUGCGCGCCGACUAUUGCGUGAAAAUCAGUGUAUGCCACGGCUACAACUACGAGGGUGGCUGCUAUAAUGAAUGUAACAGGCCCGGUACGGGCUACGAUAUCAAAAAAGAAUAUCGGAAAAAUGCUGGCUCAUUCAAAAUUGAGACCAAGGGUUAUGUCUGCCUGGUUGGAUCAUCCGAUCAGGGCACAGACAGAGUGGACUACCCUGGGAUCAAGAGAUUCAAGGAUGGAUGGAUCAAUAACAUUAAUGGAUAUCAGUGCAACAAAAUCAAAUGA